Arvicanthis niloticus (Nile rat) is the source of this 892-nucleotide messenger RNA. It is a transcript of the gene Mmgt1, whose product is annotated as membrane magnesium transporter 1. Gene Ontology annotation, biological process: snRNA 3'-end processing. Gene Ontology annotation, cellular component: Golgi apparatus; EMC complex; early endosome. The record is from RefSeq and is a predicted model, not a curated record. NCBI's taxonomy places the organism in Eukaryota, Metazoa, Chordata, Mammalia, Rodentia, Muridae.
CUACACACAUGUCUACUCACCCCAGGCUAACAAACCUGACAAGCAGGAGCAUCCUACCAUGCUGAAACAGAAAAUGAGGCCUGUUGGAGAAGGAGAGGCCAUGGGUCCACCUAAGAAAAGUUACACUCUGGACAUGGUGCCAAAUAAAUCUCUUGAAGCUUCUGCUGAGGCGAAGGGAGAAGGCACUAUUGUCAGCCAGAAGGCCCAGGUGGGGAUGAUGCAGGAUGAUCCUGGAGUCUACGCACAAAACUGUGCCCCAAACCAGCUUACACCUGUGGCAGGAGAUGCUAUUCUCCCUAGUCCACAAGACUCUCUCCCUGAAGACUCUCUUCAUCGCAAGGAUGGUGACAAUGACACAGUUGCAGGGGGAAGUGUUAGCAGUGACAGCUCUGCAAGUGCUGCCAAGCCUCCAGCAACGUCUUCAUCAGAAGCUCGGCCCUAUGUGUCCUCACUGAGACCAAAUUUGACCAAUUAUGAAAUAAAACGUGCCCUGAUGACAGAAAUCCGACGCUUUGGACGAAAAUAUGGAAGGCUUUUCAAGAUCCUUGAAGAAGUGCAAGGACCUCUGGAAGUCAGGAUCCAGUUUGUCGAGUUCUCCAUCAAGGAGGCGGCAAGGUUUAAAAGACGCCAUCUAAUACAGUAUCUUGAGAAGAUACUGGAAAAAUUAAAGUCAGAAAGAUCUCUCAACAACGAUGAGUGAUCUACACCCAAGAGUGUGAUUCUGCUAUUACAGUGGUCAGCAAGAUUCAGCAAAUAGUUUAGAGUGACUACAAUGUAGUAGGAGGAUGCUGAGACCUCCUAGUGUGUGUAAGCUAGAAUAAUUACCCCUGAGAAAACUGUCUUAAACUACUCAAUAAAUAACAAGCUUUUACCCUAUGUGUUUUAUUUGAAA